CCUGGAGCGAAGAGCCCGCACAUUGGACGCUUUAAAUAGGUCUUUUUUUGCUGUCCUUGGACGUGUUGGAGAAAUAGAUACUUUUGUUAAGAUUACCCAGUUACAAAAGCGGAGUGAUUUUUUUUUUCCAAACUAAGUUAAUAAAUAUCAAACAAGCGAGGGAACCAGAGACAAGAGGACGUAGUGAAGUCGCCACUGAAGGAAAAGGACAAUUCGGAUUCCCCGAUGGCCAUGGCUGUGGACUUUAAAACUUAUGUAGAUCAGGCAUGCAGAGCUGCUGAGGAAUUUGUCAAUAUUUACUAUGAGACAAUGGACAAAAGAAGACGGGCACUAACCAGGCUGUAUCUGGACAAGGCCACUUUAAUAUGGAAUGGAAAUGUUGUUACAGGGCUGGAAGCCCUAGCCAAUUUUUUUGACAUGUUGCCUUCUAGUGAAUUCCAGGUCAAUAUGUUAGAUUGCCAGCCAGUUCAUGAGCAAGCUACUCAGGCCCAGACCACAGUUCUUGUUGUGACCAGUGGAACUGUGAAGUUUGAUGGCAACAAGCAACACUACUUCAACCAGAACUUCCUGCUGACUGCUCAGACUACUGCUAACAAUACCGUGUGGAAGAUUGCAAGUGACUGCUUCCGUUUUCAAGAUUGGGCUACUAUUUAAAGGGGGCAGAAGUCCAUUCUUUUUUGGUCCAUUAGUUCCAGCAACAGAAAUUUAUGUGAGUUAUUAAUUCAUUUCAUUGUGGAAGCGUUAAAAACUAGUAUGUGCCGAAACUAAAUUUCUUUAAUAUUUUUUAUUCCUAGCAGCACCUUUUCUAGCAGCUGCCAAUUUGAAUCAUUGCCCUUAAGAGCUUUAAUGCUAGUUUUCUACAUGCCUUAUACAUGUUUCACUAAUGACAUUCUUACAGUAACAUUAUAUCCAUGAUCGCUGUAUUAGCAUACUCACUGUGAGCCCAGCAUAUUGCAAAAAUAAAAUCCUUUUAUAGUACUAUCUAUGGGAUAUCAGCACAAUGUAACUUUCUGGGAGGAAGUGGAGUGUUUAUUGUUGUUGUUAUUAGGUGAAUUUAGGUUAAUUUUGUAGUAUGACAUGUACUUUUUCGUUUAACACUGGUAAUGCAGUUUAUGUAUAAGACUUUUUCAAAGCAAUUUAAUGAACACAUUACUAGUUUAGGUUUACGUAACUACUCUGACAUACUAGAAUCACAUGUAGAGAUGUUCAAUAGUCUUUUUUUAUUAAGUAAUUUUUUUCAUGUUGGCAUGUUUUCUUAUGAAGUGAGUUAAUCUACUCGAGAGAUGUAAAAUGUUCUCAACUGAUACCCGAGUGUUGGAUACACUCAGUGACUUAAAAGCAAGACUUCUUUAAAAGCUUUUUCUUGGCAGCUCCAGGUCUAUAACUUUAGAUAGUAAAUGGUAGUAGGACUAAUAGCUUUAGCGGGAGAAUGAGGAGUGAAAAAUGUAUAGAUCCGAGGUUGGCCACAAGUAAGGAAGGAUGGCCAAAUGGUACACUUUGGGUAUUUGUUUUCUACCUCCUAAAAAUGUAGCCUAAUUUUAGGAUUUAAGUCAUUAAGGUAAUAAGUAUCUUUACCAAAAGGUCAUGACUGUCACUUUUGUUCUAAGAAUUAUUUUUAAAUGUUUUUCUAGUUCACCUCAUACUUAUUACCAGUAUAUGUUUCAAUUUAUUUAAGAACUUGUUGGGGGAAAAUGUCAGCAAUAAGCCUGACCCUUCAGCAGGGUCUGACAGAAAAGUUGGAAACAAAGCCAUGGCUCUCUCUUUGGGACCCUUAACUUCUAAGUCUUCCACAUGAACUUCAGACCAAAAGUCAGCUACGUACUAUCCACCCCCAAAGUGAGUGAUUUGUUCCCUGUGUUUACACUGUCAACUGCAUGGUCUUUUUACUACUUAAAGCUAAAAUUAUUUAAUCUCAUGAUGGUGUUCUUCCAUAUGGCAUUGAGCAAAUAGAUCUGUUAUAAAACAUGUUCCUGUUAUGUAGCUCACAUUUUCUUUUUGGAAAAGAUAGAGAACAGCAGAUCUUCAUAGCCUAUAAACCUAAGAAAAACCAGUUGAUUCGUUCUGUGUCUCAGCAUCUAAAGAGAAAGAAGUCUUUGUUUUUUGGUGAAAAUUUAAACAUUUUUCCAUUCCUGAAUUCAUCAUUCUCAUCUUGUUACACUAGAUGUGCCAGCUUUGUUUCCACAUUCCAACUCAGUGUUUCUUGUUACUUAAUUUGAAGAUCAACGAUUCAUUUACUCUUGUCACAAACUACAUGUCACAUUUCUGAUAUAAAAUAGAACUAAGUAGGAGAAAGGGAUGGAACAGAAAUUUAGACCAUACCUUCUUGUAGUACUGACUAAAGCUUACACAUAUUCUACUCAAACUGAAUUUAUUCUAAUUUUGGAUUGACUUUUUAAAACCACAGCUUUAGUAGCAACAAUCAGAUUGCCCAAAUAUUGCCUUUUCCCUAAAGGAGAACAGUCUCAAGUAAAAGUGGCAUAUAACUAGCAAUAACUGAAUUGACUGGUUGUAUGUAUACUGUUCAUUACUUUAGUGCUUUAAGACUGGUGUGUGAAUUGCUGUUUCCAAACUCUGUAUAACUUUUAAAUGGCUGGAACUACUCUUAUAUGGACUAGACUGUAUUUUUGACAUGCGCAUAUUUUUGUAACUUAAAAAAAUAAAAGUUGCCUUUAACAAGUUUUCUCAA
Messenger RNA from Bubalus bubalis (water buffalo), 2686 nucleotides. RefSeq names its product nuclear transport factor 2 like export factor 2 (gene NXT2). The record is from RefSeq and is a predicted model, not a curated record. NCBI's taxonomy places the organism in Eukaryota, Metazoa, Chordata, Mammalia, Artiodactyla, Bovidae. The transcript is spliced from 5 exons. Gene Ontology annotation, biological process: protein import into nucleus. The coding region runs from base 226 to 654 and encodes 142 amino acids. Gene Ontology annotation, cellular component: nuclear pore central transport channel.